AAGUUGUUGUAUUAUUACAGAUCCUAAUUAACCUCUGUUGUUUCCUUAGCGAUAUUGGAGGAGUCCCAGUGAUCUAUCUGACUCUAGCUAUAAGUUUGCAACAUCUUAACAUAGAAAAAGAUGCUUCAUACAAUAAAGACUGUUUUAACCUCUCCACAAACUUCAUUUCCACGUUCACUCUCUUCAAACCUUUGUCGGGAAACUUCCACCGUUAGAUUUUGCUCCAAAGCUGAUUCUGCACAUAAGAUGGACAAGGCUCAACAAAAGUCUAGUAGUGAGAAAAAGGAAACUACUGAACAUGGGGAUGUGAUGUCUCAUUCCUUUGGAGAAGGGUAUGCUACAAGGUCUGAUGAAGAAGGAUUUGGAGGGAUAUAUGGUGGAAACCAAUCCCUUCAGAAAGAUAAGUCCGUCCAUGAAAAUCACCCAGAUUAUGACAAGACACAGGGAAGCGAGGUGAAAGAGAAGGAAAAAGCUAGGCACCAGAGCAGCGCCAAUGCUUAGGUUUUUCUUGUGUGUAGUGGUUUAUGCAAUAAACACAUGUAUUUGCAGUUAGAGUUUCUUUUUAAUAGUCAUCGUCGUUUAGUUUUUCCUUCUUGGUUUAUAAUUUUUACUCAGAGUGAUAAUAUGGACAAUUAUGUAUAAGUAUUAUGUUUCCUUAAAAAAAAAAAAAAUGUACAAGUAUUAUGUUA
Medicago truncatula (barrel medic) is the source of this 689-nucleotide messenger RNA. RefSeq lists its product as uncharacterized. Bases 121 to 501 code for a protein of 126 amino acids. Lineage: Eukaryota; Viridiplantae; Streptophyta; Magnoliopsida; Fabales; Fabaceae. The transcript has 3 exons. The record is from RefSeq and is a predicted model, not a curated record.